Glycine soja is the source of this 996-nucleotide messenger RNA. RefSeq lists its product as uncharacterized. Gene Ontology annotation, molecular function: catalytic activity. Bases 1 to 996 code for a protein of 331 amino acids. The record is from RefSeq and is a predicted model, not a curated record. The transcript has a single exon. Lineage: Eukaryota; Viridiplantae; Streptophyta; Magnoliopsida; Fabales; Fabaceae.
AUGGUGAGUUGGAAUGUGAGGGGCAUUAACAAGGUAGCUAGGAAUAAAGAGGUUAGCUCCUACCUCCAUUCUUUUAAUGUUCCUAUAGUGGCUUUACUAGAGACUAGAGUUAAAAUGCAUAAUGCUAAGAAAGUAAGGAAUAAAAUAGGUGGCAGUUGGAAUUAUAUGGACAAUUAUGAUAGACAUGAGAAUGGGAGAAUCUGGUUGUUAUGGGACCACAGGGAAGUGAAUCUGAAACUUAUUCAAACUGAUGAGCAAUUCAUUCAUGUGGAAUUAUACUCCUUGGAUCAAUCUCUUAAGUUUGUAGCUUUGGUGAUUUAUGCUUUUAAUCAACUGGAUAGAAGGAAGGAGUUGUGGAACAAAAUUGAGGACAUUGGUAGAAAUCUGAAUGGGCCUUGGAUUGUGAUUGGUGAUUUUAAUAAUGUUCUGGAUAGUCAGGAUAGAAUUGGUGGUAAUAAUGUUGUUGAGACCAAAGUUAGGGACCUUAAAACCAUGAUGUCAAAUAUGGGAUUGUUUGAAGCUGAUAUGAAAGGGAACCAUUACACUUGGUCGAAUAAGCAUGUUGUUGAUGUGAUUUACUCUCGGAUUGACAGAGUUAUUGGUAAUGUUGAUUGGUUUCAGAAGUAUCAAGAUGCCUCUUAUGAAGUUUUAGAUCCUAAUAUUUCAGACCACUCUCCUAUCAAAAUUGGCCUGCAGAUUCAAAAGCCUAGAAGAGUUUACUUGUUUAGAUUUAUCAACUGUAUCAGUAAGGAUCCAUCUUUUAUGCAGUUGGUUGCUAGUAGCUGGCAUGUGGAAUCUAGAGGGACUUCUAUGGAAAAACUUUGGUACAAGCUUAAAAGGCUCCAAAUUGUUUUAAGACCUCUGUCUAGACAGUUCACCAAUAUGCAAAAUCAAAUCCAGCAAGUUAGGCAGGAGUUACAUCAGGUCCAAAAUUUACUGCAACAUAAUCCUUUUGAUAAUUUGCUGUUGAAGGAAGUGAAGCAGAAGACAUUCUGA